AAGUAGGGGCCCUAGAGUGGCCAUGGGGACGGGCGGGCGCAGGGGGUCGCUGUCCGGGAAGGGCGCCGAGGGCGCGGCGACGGCUACCUCCCCUUGCCUGUACCGUUGUAUCGAGUGCAACCGGGAGGCCCGGGAGCUGUACCGGGACUACAGCCACGGCGUACUCAAGAUAACCAUCUGCAAAUCUUGCCAGAAACCGGUAGACAAAUAUAUUGAGUAUGAUCCUGUUAUUAUCUUGAUUAAUGCCAUUUUAUGCAAAGCUCAGGCCUAUAGGCAUAUUCUUUUCAACACUAAAAUAAAUAUCCAUGGGAAACUCUGCAUGUUUUGUUUGCUUUGUGAAGCAUACCUGAGGUGGUGGCAGCUGCAGGACUCAAGCCAGAGCACAGCCCCUGAUGACCUGAUCCGGUAUGCCAAGGAGUGGGACUUCUACAGGAUGUUUGUGAUUGCGUCUUUUGAACAAGCUGCCUUUUUUGCUGGCAUUUUUGCUUUUCUGUGGGUUGAGCAACCCAUGACAGCAAAAAAAAAGCCCAACUUCAUUUUACUACUAAAAGCACUGCUGUUGUCCAGCUAUGGGAAGCUCCUGCUGAUCCCAGCCGUCAUCUGGGAACAUGACUACACACCUUUGUGCCUCAGGCUCAUUAAAGUGUUUGUCCUGACAUCGAAUUUCCAGGCAAUCAGAGUUACUCUGAACACCAGCCGCAGACUCUCGCUGCUGGCCGUACUGAGCGGCUUGUUGCUGGAGAGCGUCAUGGUCUACUUCUUCCAGAGGAUGGAGUGGGACGUGGGCAGUGACUGUGCGGUCUACAAGACUCAGGACUUCUGAAGCUUUAUUCUUCACUCUCUGUGGCAGGACCAGCUACCUCAAAAGAGAAGGCGCAAGAGAAACCAAGGCCCUCAUUUCUGUGAGUGGAGUGAAGGACUGGGGAUUCCUGAACGUACCCAGACACCCCCAGGAAGAUCUGAACCACCUCGACACAAGGCUGAGAGCACUGAGUGACACGUGGGCAGGCACCAUGGUCCCCAGUAAUGAAAGGGCUCAGCACCAUUCCUUUGGCAUGUUUAUGUCCUUUAAAUCUAAAUAGUACAUUAAAAAUCAUACUUUGUGUUUUUCUGACAGAAGCACUUUUCUCUUAAGUAGUCUUUCAGAAUAAAUCAAGUUUUUUAUACA
Peromyscus eremicus (cactus mouse) is the source of this 1168-nucleotide messenger RNA. RefSeq names its product ARV1 homolog, fatty acid homeostasis modulator (gene Arv1). The transcript has 6 exons. The record is from RefSeq and is a predicted model, not a curated record. Gene Ontology annotation, biological process: sphingolipid metabolic process; sterol metabolic process; regulation of plasma membrane sterol distribution. Bases 23 to 823 code for a protein of 266 amino acids. Gene Ontology annotation, cellular component: Golgi apparatus; cortical endoplasmic reticulum. NCBI's taxonomy places the organism in Eukaryota, Metazoa, Chordata, Mammalia, Rodentia, Cricetidae.